GAUUUCAACAUGGCGGACAGUUUGAGGUUAGCUUAACUUCGUAAAGUGAAACGAGCUUGGCCAGAUUUCCACCUUUAUUUUUAUGAAAUGGAAAAGGGAGAAACUCUCUGCCUCGAUAAGCUUGAAAAAUCAUACAGGGAAGUUGAGAAGCAACUUAAUUUAUGGAAGGAUACCCAGCGUCACUCUAAUGAACUGAUUCAGUCGUUGACAAGUCCAAUGGAGCAACUUCGCUCUUGUGCGAAAACUUCUUUCGAACGUUCUCCUCUGUGCGAUUUUGAGGGGUUAAAGGAAAAACUUGAAUACAAACUUUUGAAGCAAAUGGAGGGAAUCAUGGAAAAGAUUCAAGAUGAUCUGAACAUAUUCAAGGGUGUGUCAGACAAGGUUGCAAAACUUUGUUCAAGCAGUUUGGAAGUUUACGAAGCUCAUUCCAGUUAUCUUUCCAUGUCUGUGGUUUGUGAAGGGACUGGUACUCAGCCUUCAAUUGCAGACCUACUUGAGGGGCUCUGUGACUUGAACAGAAUACACAGUGGAUUAUAUCAUGACAAAAUUGACAUUUUGGGGAGAAUAACAUACACAGCACCAAUGGAAACUGUGUACAAGGCAGUCAGGGAAUGGACAUCCACACAGGACAGGAAUGAUUACAAGAUAAGAGAUAUCAUGGAGCCGGUGGCAGUAUUCCUUGCAAGUAGAAGUGGAAGCUAAAGAGUUGAGACAUCAAGGCCAACCUCACAUGUUGUGAGAGCGACUGUCUUUUGGGGAACGAUAUUCGCCUGAAACUGUACACGACACUGUACAACCAGACGUCAAAAAGUGUUACAAAUAGCGAUGUGUAACGAGCAACUCUCUUCGAGGAAUAAUCAAAAAAAUAUUCAUUCUUCAUUUCUUUGGAACUUGUUACGGCAAUGAGCAGCACACGUCUUUUCGCGAACCGCUGAUAGUCAUCACGUUUACUAAAUAUAUGCAUAGAGGCCCAUGUGAAAAGCACAUUGGAAUUCUCUGUGAAAGACAAUACAAAAAAAUUAUUUUCAAACCAGCAAGUACAUUGCAAAUAGUUCAAACGCUGCAAUUCGACCGUAAUUCCGGGAAGGAUGCUAUCAUGCUAAAAGUUUGAAAAAAAUGCUCAUGUAACAACUAUCUUAUCAGUUGACAUUAAAACCUUUGUUUUGAGGUGGAGGUGACCGUAGAUUCAGCUUUACUGCUCCUGUAAGUAGCUAGCAAUAUAGUGUUUUUUCCCCGAGACUACGCUGAUGAACGAAUGGUAUGAAUUCAAAAUUGAUGUCCAAGUUUCAGGAUCCACUUCUAUAUUUUGUGAGCGACUUUAUCGAAGUACUGUCUCACAUUUGUCUCUGGCCUUUUUCGAUGAAUGCUAAAAGAGAGACAAAGAAUAGCGGCAUUAACGGCAGACGGCUGAGAAGGAACUUCGUACCGUCUUCUUUUUUGUGCAAAUUCACUUAUUUGUUCCCUAACUUGCAGAUAUUUCCAUUAGCUGUGAACAAAGAUCUUCGCUCUGUUUUCCCACGGGGUUUAUGUAAGGAUUACAUGAAGAGAGAAUGAUAUUACAGUUCAUUUUUGCCGUU
Molecule: messenger RNA, 1577 nt
Organism: Pocillopora damicornis (cauliflower coral)
Lineage: Eukaryota; Metazoa; Cnidaria; Anthozoa; Scleractinia; Pocilloporidae
Product: AFG2-interacting ribosome maturation factor
Cellular component (GO): cytoplasm; nucleus
Source: RefSeq, a predicted model, not a curated record